Messenger RNA from Cinara cedri, 358 nucleotides. NCBI's taxonomy places the organism in Eukaryota, Metazoa, Arthropoda, Insecta, Hemiptera, Aphididae. The record is from the annotation of a GenBank genome assembly.
AUGUUCACCAUAAGUUUCUACCAGCUUCAGCGGCUUUUUUCUUUUGUUGAAAUAAGAAAAGCAACAAAUGCGGCAAAUGCGACUUACUUGGAACGAAAAAUCUCCACUUUUAAAUUGACAAAAUCAUGCCGUAAAUGCAAUUUAUUUGGAACGAAACUCGAUAUAUCCACUAAGGUAAAUAACUAUGACGCUAUUAUUUUGGCAGAAUGUAACUUGUGUAUUUUUGAAGGUUAAUAUCCAUAGAAGAAUAUGACAUAGAUGCCAAAUCAUAGAAUUGUAUACAUAUCUUAUAUAUACAAUUAAUUUUGUGUUUUUUCAGUAGCAUCGUCAAAGUAACAAACUUUUAACAAGGAACUAA